AUGUCUCUUCGUCUCGUUCCUCCCACCGCUCAAUCAUCCUCCGAGGCUCAUGUGGUUUCAUCCCAAUCAACUUCCCAUCCUAUAUCAGGGACUCACGAUACAUUCCGACAUGGACUCAAAUCAGCAGCCCAAGGUGUAACAGCAGGGAAUGUCCAUCCUUUACAAACUAGAUUAGAGAAGUGGCAACAAACUCAAAAUCAAUUAGAACAGAAUAUGCAAAGAAACACAUUCGGUCUCGCUGUUCCCUUGAGGAAAGCAAUGGAGAUGAAGAUAGUUUCAGAGAACCUCCACAACCCCCUUCUCGAAAACUCAACCACCACCGGUGUCCCACUCGGAGGUUCUUCCAACCUUGCUUUGGAAGUAUUACAAGGUCAAGAUGAGACGCUCGAUGCAGGUGAUUUCAUGGGCGGUUCCAAUUCGUUGAACGAGGUCUUGGACGUUAAUGGUGUGAUGGAGAGAAGUAGAGGUAUAUAG
Messenger RNA from Kwoniella botswanensis, 474 nucleotides. RefSeq lists its product as uncharacterized. Bases 1 to 474 code for a protein of 157 amino acids. Gene Ontology annotation, biological process: proteasome assembly. Lineage: Eukaryota; Fungi; Basidiomycota; Tremellomycetes; Tremellales; Cryptococcaceae. The record is from RefSeq and is a predicted model, not a curated record. Gene Ontology annotation, cellular component: nucleus; cytoplasm. The transcript is spliced from 5 exons.